This is a messenger RNA of Synchytrium microbalum, 1668 nucleotides long. RefSeq lists its product as uncharacterized. The record is from RefSeq and is a predicted model, not a curated record. Lineage: Eukaryota; Fungi; Chytridiomycota; Chytridiomycetes; Synchytriales; Synchytriaceae. Bases 1 to 1668 code for a protein of 555 amino acids. Gene Ontology annotation, molecular function: CoA-ligase activity. The transcript is spliced from 16 exons.
AUGGUCAUAUUCAGAAGUUCAUUUCCAGACAGUAUCAUACCGGCUGAUGCCGACGUGUACUCGUUCCUAAUCGAAGGAACAAAGUGCGCUCAAGCUCCCAAAAAAGACAAGGUAGCUCUAAUCGAUGCCACCACUGGAGAAUCACGUACAUUCGGCCAACUAGUAGAGCGCAUCGAACUCUUCGCCGCUGGUCUAGUCAAGAACUACAACUUCAAACCUGGCGAUGUCGUACUCGUUUUUUCGCCAAAUCACAUCGACUAUGCUACAGUUCUCUUUGCCGUUAGUCGGCAAGGCGGAAUCACCACUACCGCAAACCCGACAUACACAGUUCCGGAGUUGACGUACCAACUGAAGGAUUCGGGUGCCACGAUUGUCAAUACUGUGCCUGACUCGUUGCCUACGGCGAUGAGUGCGUGCAAGGAGGCUGGAAUUCCUGAUGCUAGAAUAUUGCUGCUGGGUGAUUCAUGGGCUGGCGCUCAAAAGCGGAUUCAGGACGUGUUUUCGACGCAGAUUCCGCCCCGAUACGUGUAUACUCGUGAGCAAGUAUGGAAUCAACCUUGCUAUCUUGUUUAUUCUAGUGGCACUACCGGGCGUGCAAAAGGUGUCGAACUGACACAUCGCAACAUUGUCGCAAACGUCAUUCAGCAAUACGAUAUGGAAAAGAUGUAUCUGGACUGGUCUAAUGACAGAUGGGUCGGCGUGUUGCCCUUCUACCACAUUUACGGAUUAGUACGAGUACUACACGAUGCCACAUACAGAACCAUCCCGCUCCUAAUCGUUCCUAAAUUCGACCUGGCAAAUUUUUGCUCUUUGGUGCAGAAAUACCGGAUAACGGUGGCUGCUUUAGUACCUCCGAUCAUUUUACGUCUAGCAAAAGAUCCUAUUGUAGAUCAAUACGAUUUAAGUUCAAUCCGAUAUAUUUAUUCUGGUGCUGCACCGUUAUCAAAGGAAUUGACAUUGGAAUUCAAGGUCGGCACGAUUACCUGGCAAACCGGAUAUCCUACAAGCUGGGGAUUAAGCGAAACCAGUCCCACGGCAACUAUAACGCCCAUGGACUGUAUUGUUCCUGGUGCUUCUGGCAAACUAAUCCCAUCAGUGGAGAUUAAAAUCGUACAUCCCGAAACUGGAAUAGAACUAGACUAUGAUCAAGAGGGAGAGAUUUGGCAUCGAGGACCCAACACCAUGAGAGGCUACUGGAAUAAUACCAAGGCUACUCGAGAAUCAAUCGACAACGAAGGGUGGUUUCGGACUGGAGAUAUUGGUUACAUUGCUGCAAAUGGUCAUAUAUACGUUGUGGAUCGACUGAAAGAAUUAAUCAAGUAUAAUGGUCUGCAAGUCGCACCAGCAGAACUCGAAGCCCUCCUCAUAUCCCACCCAGCAAUAGCCGAUGCUGCUGUUAUUCCAUUCCCUGAUGCUGCAGCGGGAGAAUUACCAAGAGCUUUCGUAGUCGCCAAAGCAGGUAAACACACCCCAACGUUGGCAGCAGACUUGUUCAAGUUUGUCGAUGACCAAGUAGCGCCACAUAAGAAGCUCAGAGGUGGGAUAUGCUUUGUGGAUGCGAUUGAAAAGAGUCCGUCAGGCAAGAUUCUAAGGAGACUAUUACGAGAUAAUCCAGGAAAGGGUUUAAUUCCUCAUCCGACGUCUCGUGGUGGUGGUGCACGACUGUGA